Saccharomycopsis crataegensis is the source of this 1113-nucleotide messenger RNA. RefSeq lists its product as uncharacterized. The transcript has a single exon. NCBI's taxonomy places the organism in Eukaryota, Fungi, Ascomycota, Saccharomycetes, Ascoideales, Saccharomycopsidaceae. The record is from RefSeq and is a predicted model, not a curated record. Bases 1 to 1113 code for a protein of 370 amino acids.
AUGUCUGACGUCUUCUAUGAUGAGUACUUGAAGAUAUACAAAGCCCUGCAGAUCCCCAUCCUUCAUCCGGAAUCUUUUCAACGUCAACACGCGACACGCAAAAACAGAACGCCAAACUAUUAUUCCCAGCUUAAGACCAUCAUCUCACGAAUCGCCUGGGAUAUCUACAAAGAGUCUCUUUACAGCGGUACUAAUGGAAUUUCUAAAGUAUCGGGUGUCUUGAUAACCAAAGCGUUACAGUCGAAAGCGAUAGGGCCACCACGAAGAAGCAUCUCCAACGAAAAAGCCCUAACACCACGGUAUAUUAAGUCCCAUACCCUGAUACUAUUUAAACAAGAGACUUUACUUGACAAGCAACAGAACAGUUACGUUUUAAGCUACAUAUUAGUGAAAUUUCCUAGAGAACUCAACUUGAAACGGCAAAUCAUUGUUUUUGCCCAGUCGACAGACAAUAGUGAUCGGAAACCCUUUGAUACCUUGAUUCUUCUUCGAACUUCAGUACCGAAACUCACCCAUACUUUCCUAAAAUGGUGUGAGCUCAAGCUUGGUGCUAGUGUGAUGUUGCAACCAUGGCUACCGACCCAGGAAUUUCUAUUGAGAACCGUGGAUUUGGUGUUCAAUCAUCAUUUUUCAAGCAAUAUUGCUGGAUCAUCUCUUGAAGAUGCAUUACAACGACUACAAAGGUUUGGCGAUUUGGUGAUAGAGUUCAAUAUAUUAACGAAAUUGAAUGCAUUAAGUAGCACGAAGAUCCACGUCGCUAAUGAGGAUCUAAAACAAUAUGUGCAUCUGAUUAUCAAGAGGAAGCAAAAUAAGCAGAAUGAUGAUGGUGGUGAUGGUGGUGAUGAUGAUGAUACUGAUGUUUUUGGGUUUAUUGAUAUAACGGAUAUAUUAUUUUCGCAUUUCUAUGCUUCAACAACAAUUGAUUUCCGCUCCUUGAGGAUAUCUAAACUCAGGAUCAGUAACAACCUUAUCUUUUCCAUGGACAGCGCUGGAGCAAAAAUACAAUUUUAUAGUGGGGGUUUGGAUAUUUCCAGAUCAAGCAGUCAUAGCAAAACCAGCAAAUUUCCAUUGAAUAUUAGCGAUUAUAUUUUCGAAAUCUAUAAAACACUUUAG